AUGGGUUCAGCGGAAGAUGAAAAUUCAUUCAGGCUCUCAGCGUUGAAAGGUCUCAUUGAACUUUCUAUUCUACCAAAUUUCCUGGAGGAUAACGAAAUCGGUCUUUUUGUGCAAUACUUCGAUGAUAUCCUUCUCCAGGAACGAAUUGUUGCGCAUGGAGAAUUGCGCAAGGAAACCAUCAAUGCUCUAGCAAAGAUUUCAAAAAAUAAACCACAGCUUAUCAUUGAUAUUACUUUCCCAGCACUAUUAGCGACUCUACCUGACAUGGAAAAUGGAGAUGACGAGUCCUAUCUAUACUCGCUUGAUAGUCUGGCACGGAUAAGCAUUGAAAAGGAGGUUUUCAACAUCCUUGUCAGGAGAUUGCUCAGUAAGCUGGAUGUUGUGACCAGCUCCAAUGGCUCUUCAACCUACACCGCCGCUAUAUUAACGACGAUUCUCCACGCAAUGGAGCAUCGUGAAGACCUAGAAAACGACCCGAACUUGAACUUCUACUACGAGAAGAUUGUCCAAUCUCUAUGCGGACGCACUGCUAAAGCGUCUACAACGGGGGGAACGGCCCUUAACCACCCGCGUGUACUAGAUACCCUAGGACGACUUUGUAACCUUAUCAUUCGCCACUUACCACGAGCCACGCAGGAUGAGGUAUGCAAAAACAUAUAUGCUCUAUUUACAACCGGAGAAGGGUUUACACCAGCUCUAUUUUCAGAGCAGCCCACAACCCUCCAGCAAAAGCAGAUGAUUAUUAUAUCAACCUAUAUCCUUGCUGCAUUGCCGAAGGAUAUAUCGCCACUGCCAUAUACCAAUACUGGAAUCGAACCUCUUUUGCAGCAAAGCGUAAAAGCUUCAGUAUCAGAGGAAUCUGAUCCCUCCAUUCAGCUUGCAUUAGGCCGCCAUGUUGCUCUCUUAGCCAACAAAUUCCUUUCCAAGGAGGAAAUUCAGUGCGCUUCAGAUGUUUUAUUUUCACUAAUACCGUCGUCGUCACCUACGCCCCUAUCGCAACAGACUAUUCGAACCAUAUUCUGGCUAUCAAAAGCUCUAAUACUCCGCCUAGCGCCUUCAACGACACAGAUACUAACCUCUUUAUUGGACUUAUUGGAUUACCCAGACACAAAGACCAGCGCCCUUUGCGCUAGGGGAUUUAGCAUUCUCCUUGCCGAAGACAGUAUCCUUAACGUUAAAAAUGGAGCCAUCGUUCGUCUUCUAGCUAAACAAAAGGUAUUCACAACCGUUACACCUUUGAUAUCUGCCCGGGUCCACGAUGCCAAUAGAUCCGCUACUACGCACGACGAAUCAUCACUGAGGAAACCCCAUUCUAAAGAAUCAUAUCUUACUGCCCUGUCCGGCCUCUUGUCCACUAUACCCUCAUCUUUAGUAAUGACCAAGUUACCGACACUCUUACCUCUUUUACUUCAAUCCCUCGACCUACAUUCUGCCGCUCAUACCUCAUCUCCCGAGUCAUCACCCACAACCAGCGGUAAUAUCAAAUCCGUCACUCUCAAAACACUGGCCAUUGUCAUUCACGAAAACGGGGUCCAGGUGAUAAACGAAAUUGGCUAUGUGGAAGAUCUUGUCACCCGCCUUUUGAGGACGGCAAAAGUACACAGCAAAACUGGAGCCGAUGUAAAUGUGCAAACCCCAGAUUCGUCAACAUCAAAAGAGGCUGGCGUUACCAAUGCCGGUAAUCCAGCGAAAGUUCGAGCUCAAGCUCUUCAAUGUCUAAAUCUACUUGCGAAUAACCCUGUUAGACAAGGUGCGGAAGGGGAGAAUAAGAAGACUCUGUCUACAGUGUCUCCUCUACUACGUCUGAAAAAGACUGUUCUCAGGGACUUGCUGUGUGUACUUGAUGAUCCUAAGCGGGAUGUUCGUAAGGCAGCCGUGGAUGCAAGAGCAGCAUGGCUAAGAAAUGUUGAAGAUGAAACAAAUGAUGGCGACGAUUAG
Trichophyton rubrum CBS 118892 is the source of this 1938-nucleotide messenger RNA. RefSeq lists its product as uncharacterized. Gene Ontology annotation, cellular component: cytosolic [4Fe-4S] assembly targeting complex. The transcript has a single exon. NCBI's taxonomy places the organism in Eukaryota, Fungi, Ascomycota, Eurotiomycetes, Onygenales, Arthrodermataceae. Gene Ontology annotation, biological process: iron-sulfur cluster assembly. The record is from RefSeq and is a predicted model, not a curated record. Bases 1 to 1938 code for a protein of 645 amino acids.